AUGACUCUCACUUUGGACGAGAAAUUCGAGAAAGCCUACAAGUUCGUGCAGAGCCAACCCAAGGAAGGGCCUUUCCAACCCAGUCAGGAUAGGAAGCUCGAGUACUACAAGUACUACAAGCAGGCCACAGAGGGGGACGUCAGCACUGCACGUCCAGGCAUGUUCGACUUCGUAGGCAAAGCCAAAUGGGACGCACACAAGAGCGUCGAGGGUGUAUCAAAAGAAGAAGCUAAGAAGAAAUACAUCGAACUUCUUCUCGCGGACCUGGAGCAGAUCGCGGACAAAUCGGGGUUGGAGCAAGUGAUUGCAGAUCUGAAAGCGUAG
Pisolithus orientalis is the source of this 324-nucleotide messenger RNA. Its product is annotated as Acbp from Moniliophthora Perniciosa. Gene Ontology annotation, molecular function: fatty-acyl-CoA binding. Bases 1 to 324 code for a protein of 107 amino acids. NCBI's taxonomy places the organism in Eukaryota, Fungi, Basidiomycota, Agaricomycetes, Boletales, Pisolithaceae. The record is from RefSeq and is a predicted model, not a curated record. Gene Ontology annotation, biological process: fatty acid metabolic process. The transcript has 5 exons.